CCUGACACUCCCCCUGCCCUAUCCUACCCCUGGCUCACCUUGUUGACCACCACACUCCCUUUCACCUUGCCCCUUGGUGACUCGCAUCUGACAUUCUGCCCAUCCCCUCUAUCCUAGCACCAUGCUCUUUUGCCCCCUUCCCUUGCUUUUACCUCUAACCCUGAUCCUUCCCUACCCUUCUCACCCUACAUUCCUCUCCAUACCGUGUCCCCCUCCUUAUUACCUCAUAAUGCACCUUUACCUAUGUGCCUUUCCGAAGAGGCCCUCUAUUACCCCAUUCCUCCAAUCUUUUCUAAAAUGCCCCUUCCUAUGGGCAUGCAUGCUCUGCUCUUUACUCGCCUUACACUGCAUGCCCCCUCCCGCUGCCCCAGACGACCCGCUCCCUCCUUCCUUGACCCAUCUCAGGUGUAUGUGUAAGCAGGCAAUACAGUCGCCCACGUGAAGACGCCUCGCAGGAGUCCAAGAGAUCAAGGAGGGGCAGAUGCACAGACUGGAAAAAAAGAGAGGACAGACAGAGUGUGAAAGACAGAAAGGAGGAGAGAGGCUCGAUCCCUUCCACACAUACCCCGCAGCACCCCGCACACAGGGGGCAGCAGCUCCUCCAGGGCAUUAGGGCCCCGGCUCCCACUCUUUGGAUUAUAUUUGGUUUCCUGGAAAGAAGAAAUGGAAUGAAAAAAAUCAUCAACAAAAGAGAAAUCCCCCCAGAGACAGCCAGCAGCCCACCCUAUGCAGGGUUCUCGUUCUUUGCUGCUGAGAUUUGGGUUCUGUCCUUCUGCCGUGAGCUGCCUCCUGUCGCUGGAUGACACAGCUCUUUGUUGUGACCCAGAACACCAUGCUUCUCCCCCUGAUGUUACUCUUCGAAUUGUGAAACCCUCACGGAUUGAAACGUCUGGAUGUAUCGCUCACAGGAACAGUUUGGAUCCCGAUUUCCCCGUGACCCCUUCAUCAGUGGAAUCAACACAGCAUGGAACUCUCCUCACCCCCGAGCGUGGGUCCCUGCGGGCAGAUGCUCUUCCAACAUCAGCCAAUCGCAGUUGCCACCCCAUUUGCCCUCUAGUCAUGUGACCAACAUUGGUCAUCCCAACAAGCCGUAUUACCCUCUGGGUUCUGCCCCCGGCCCCCGGUUGGGGAAGUUGGAGCGAGUGCACUCGUGCGUGCAGGCUCUCCUCAGGGACGAGCAGCAGCCGCAGAUUUGGGAGCAGCUCGGACAGAUCUACGAGUCGGAGCAGGAAUGGGAGGACGCCGUGCGCUGCUACCAAACCGCCGCGCGCUAUCAUGGCGGCUACGAGCUGAGUGCGCACAUCUCCAGGCUGCAGCAGACUCACCUAUGGAACCUGCACUCCAAUCCUCAUCAUCGGCCUAAGUCUCUGCCGCCGCUACAACAAGUCUGGGACCUUAUGCAACACGAGCAGAAGAGGCAUUUUGUGGGUAAGAGGGGUCCCCCACAGCUGAAGCGCCCUGUCCCCCCAACUGAGUCUUCAGCCCUCCAAUCUCCCCCUCACAAUCCUCAUGGGGGCGAGGAGCAGCCCAUGAAGCGCAGAAGGAGCGGGAGUCCUGACCAGCAGCGGAGAGGAUCCCACAAUCUGCACUCCCCUCCGAACACAGGAGGUUCUGGGAAUUUGUACCACCAGGCGCCUGCAAAGCCGAAUGUUUGGAAUCCUCUUACCCAUGAGCCUUGGGUGGAACGAAGGGACAGGCAGGAUCCCCGCAUACCACCCCAUAUUGCAUCUUAUCCCCCUUACUGUCCUCCUCGUCCACCACCACUUCACCAGCAACCACGCCCUCUGAGUGACCUUACUGAGGCUCGGGGUCAAAGGUCACCGACAGAGGUCACCCCUCCAGCACCACCACCACUUCAUGUGCCUUACGACCAGAGAAGACACCGCAUUCCGCCACCGAAACCCUCUAGGACUGAUCUACCCCCUUCCUCCGAUCGCUACCAGAGCCCUGUGGAACCUGCUAGGAUCUGCCCCCCUCCUCCGGAGCAGCAAGACCCCCCCAAACCGCUCUGCUUGCCUGUCCAGCCCCAGCCAUCUCCUGCCCCCUGCCCUCCCCCACUGCAACAGAGCUGGCUGCCUGCCCCAGUCAAGGAGGAGGUGAAGAGGGGCGAUGCUCUGGAGGAAAUACUGUAUGGAGAGAAUCCUGGAGGGGUCAAGCGGGAAGGGUAUUUCCCGCCCUGCAAAACCCAAGAGGGGGCCAGCGUCUACGAGCACCGAACUCAGGGCAUCACCACCAGCAAUGUCAGGCCAAGAUCUGAGGCCUUCCAGUCGGCCAGCCUGGAUCAUGUACUCAAGAGCCUGCAAAAGAUUGAUGACCCUGUGUUUACCCCCAAAAAAGAGGAGGAAAUGGGAGAAGGAAUCCGAAAGCAACCCCGCACCCCAGAGAAGGAUGACUCGAAGAUACCAAGCCAUGGACUCUCUAGGGCUGAAGGCAGCUAUUCGGGUGGGAAGGGCUCUCCUGUGCAAGAGGACAACACCUCACUCGUCCCUUCUUCUGCCCCUCACCACAAAGAUACCUCAGGGAGCAUGCAGGUGUCGGGUUCUGUUUCUCCAUCAGCACAGUCAGUCCCAAAUCUGAGCAGCCAACCGCUGAGUCCAAGCCCGGCCUUCUCAGAGAGCAAUGGAGGUUGCAGGCAGGAGAAGGAGAAGUCUGCUGGAUGCGACCAACUCUUUGACUUCCCCGGAGGGCAGUUAGCUGAGCCUUUUGAGGAACCCUCAGAGUUUGCAAAGAUUUUGCCUGAUGGGUUGGAUGAUAUCAUGAAAAUGUUGGAUGAGUCCAUUGAGAAAGAAGAAGUUGGUGGGAGCUCCAAUGGAGAGGACUUUAUCUCCCCUGCCCCUUCCACUUGUCCCCCAACUGAGGCCAGGUCAGAUCCCCACCUUGCUGGUCCAACCCAAAACAGUGUGCCAGGAACAAAAAUGGCAGAAGUGAGGCCUAGCGAGUUGUUCCCCUAUUAUGGUCCCAAAAAAGCAAUACUGGGACAGGAAGGUGGCAGUGAGACAAGACCUGCGCAGCAUGGUGGAAAUAGUGUUCUGAAAUCGUUGGCCAGUGUGCUGGAAGGACAGAAGUAUUCCUACCGUGGUGGUGCUGGCCUGAAGGGAGGAGGAGGCCCGGCCUACUUCGCUGGUGCUAUGGUGGGCAAGCGUAGCAACCCAUACACUGCGCAAUCUACCUCACGCCGGGCCUGGGAUGAAAAAACUGUUAUUGGGGCAACCCCUACCUCAGAAAUCACAGGGCAAGGGAUGUUAGGCAGAAGGACAGGAGUGCGGACUGAGACGGACAUUCUAGAGGACAUCUCACGAGCUUGUGAAACUCUAGUAGAGGGUUCUAGAGUGUCUGGGUGCAGCCGGGUGGAGGAAGAUAGGACAUCCGAGAAGACAGCCAGAAGGCCCGAAGUGGUGAUAGAAAGAAAACCAGAGAGACAUUGGGGGGCAGGUAAACAGGAGAGUCCAGUUAAGGCAAGUACUGAAUUACCUUGGGGAACAAAUAAGCAAGAAGGGGCAGCCGAGAAGAAUCUAGAUACAGCCUGGGGGCCUGAGAAACCAACAGGACCAGUCCCAAAGAAACCAGAGGUGCAAUGGACGGCAGCAAAACCGGAAUCAGUGGUAGAAAGGAAGCAGGGGACACCCUGGGUGGUAGAUCGAAAGGAAGAGACUGUUGAUAGGGACUUAAAAAUAUCAUUGAAGGUAGCUGGGAAAAAGAAUGUCACCGGCCAUGUUGACUCAACUCAAACGACAGCUAAGGAACAUGCCUCAAAGUUGCAUGGGACAAGCAUCACAGAAAUGACGAAGUUGGAUGGGGUACUUGAGAGAUUGCAGGAGUUCAUUGAAAGUCAGUCACCAAAAAAGACAACAGAACCACAGAUACCCCAGGUGGCAAUAAGUGACAAUAAUCCAUCAGAGCUACUAAAGCGAAAGGGCGAGAAAGAGAGCAUUAAAUCCCCAGGUGAGGCGCCCAAGUUGGAAGCCGAAACGGAGGGUGCUAGGGUAGUAGAGUCGGAGAGACCCCAUGAGAGACUGACCAUCUCCUUGCCUGCUCCAAACCGCAUCAAAGAGGAGGGAAAGAAGAGGGACAAGAAACACAGGAAGUCCAAGAGAGACCGUAGCAGGAGGGCAAAAGAGGGACGCUCACAAAAGGACAAAGAGAGACAGAUUUUGGGUAACUUGGAUCUUCAAAGCCAGUGUAGGGAUGCACCAAAAUCUUCUCAGAAACAAGGGACAGGGGGAGAUAGAAGGAAAUCUGAGACGGGUAGAAGGGCAGGGGAGGAAGGACACCACCACCAACCCACCACCCCUGCUACCCCAGCUUCUGCUCUUUCUCCACCUUCCAAUGGGAACGUAACAUCAGACCUGUUGAAAAUGAGACCCUUCAUGGAGGGUCCGCCCAAGGAGCUGAAGAUCCGGUUGAUAAAGGUGGAAAGCGGGGAUCGAGAGACCUUCAUCGCAUCCGAGGUGGAGGAGAGGAGACUACAUGCCAGCGAGUUGACCAUUAACCACUCGGCUGCAGAUAUUGUCCGAGCCACCAAAAAUUUAGUGAUGAAGGGAAAGUUCAAGGAAUCCUACCUCUUGCCCUCUAUGUCCGUGAAACCCCCCAUGGGAACCGAGCGUAACCUCCCGCGGGAGAAACUCAACCCUCCCACACCCAGUAUCUAUUUGGAAAGUAAACGCGAUGCUUUCUCUCCCGUUCUUCUUCAAUUCUGCACCGACCCGAAGAAUCCCAUCACGGUGAUACGUGGAUUGGCUGGGUCCUUGCGGCUGAACUUGGGUCUCUUCUCCACGAAGACCUUGGUGGAUGCCAACGCGGAUCACUCCGUCGAGGUUCGUACUCAAGUGCAGCAGCCGUCCGAUGAGAACUGGGACCCGUCUGGAACCCGGCAAGUCUGGCACUGUGAGAGCAGCCGUUCCCACACCACCAUUGCCAAAUAUGCUCAGUACCAGGCAUCUUCCUUUCAAGAGUCUCUACAGGAAGACAAGGACAGUGAUGAUGAACUGAAUGAACCUGACAGCACCACAGAACCCCCACCCCCUAGCACAAACCAGGAGCACAAGACCCCUCAAAUUAUCAAGUUUGGCACCAAUAUUGACCUCUCUGACCCAAAAAGGUGGAAGCCUCAACUUCAGGAACUGCUGAAGCUGCCUUCCUUCAUGCGCGUCACGUCCAACGGAAACAUGCUAAGCCACGUAGGACACACCAUCCUAGGCAUGAAUACGGUUCAGCUGUACAUGAAAGUACCAGGAAGCCGGACCCCAGGCCACCAAGAGAAUAAUAAUUUCUGUUCCGUGAACAUAAACAUCGGCCCCGGGGACUGCGAGUGGUUCGCCGUGCAUGAGAAUUACUGGCAGGAGAUCAGCACCUUCUGCGACAGGCACAACGUGGACUAUCUGACCGGUUCCUGGUGGCCAGUCCUAGAGGAUCUGUACAACGCGGAUAUCCCCGUGUAUAGGUUUGUACAGCGGCCGGGAGAUCUGGUGUGGAUCAACGCGGGGACCGUUCACUGGGUGCAGGCCAUCGGAUGGUGCAACAACAUCGCCUGGAACGUGGGGCCGCUGACACCUUAUCAGUACCAGCUGGCCCUGGAACGCUUUGAGUGGAACGAGGUCAAGAACGUGAAAUCCAUUGUUCCGAUGAUCCACGUGUCGUGGAACGUGGCGAAGACUGUGAAGAUUAGUGACCCCGACCUCUACCGCAUGAUAAAGCACUGCUUAAUGCAAUCGAUCAAGCGCUGUCAGAUACAGCGGGACAGCCUGAUCCGCAGCGGCAGGAAGAUCGCGUACCAGAGCCGAGUGAAGGACGAACCUGCGUAUUACUGCAACGAGUGUGAUGUCGAAGUGUUCAACAUCCUGUUCGUGACGAGUGAGAGCGGCGGGAAGAACACGUACCUCGUCCACUGCGAGGGCUGCGCGCGCUCCGCCAGCAGCAACAUGAGUAACGUGGUGAUUCUGGAGCAGUACAAGAUGGAGGAGCUCAUGCACACGUAUGACGGCUUCAACCUGGCACCACCCCCAAGCACACGGUGAGGCUCCGCCCCCUCCUGCUGCCCCUACAGCAGCCUCUCCCCUUUCUUCAUCUGCCACCGAGCCAGCCAAUCAAAUCUCCCCCCCUCCUUUACCCCAGAGAGAGGGAAGAGGGGGGAAAUGGUGCUAUCCAACCAGCAAGUCACAGACGAGAGCCACGGAAUGGGGGAGGAUGGAGGGGAGCCAAUCAUAGAUCGGCAGCUUUUGUCUCUCUCCAGCCAAUCGCAGGCCUUGUUUACACAGAUCCCGUCCCAAUGCGGGAACAGCCAAUCAGGAUGCAGGAUUCUACUUGUCCACAUUGCUAAUUUUAUUUUAUUUUUUUGUAAUUUUAUCAGGAAUAUUUAUUCUGAAAUCUUGAAUUUGUGACUUUGGGGAGG
This is a messenger RNA of Spea bombifrons (plains spadefoot toad), 6388 nucleotides long. It is a transcript of the gene KDM6B, whose product is annotated as lysine demethylase 6B. Lineage: Eukaryota; Metazoa; Chordata; Amphibia; Anura; Pelobatidae. Gene Ontology annotation, cellular component: MLL3/4 complex. Bases 894 to 6014 code for a protein of 1706 amino acids. The record is from RefSeq and is a predicted model, not a curated record. Gene Ontology annotation, biological process: regulation of gene expression; heart development. The transcript has 24 exons. Gene Ontology annotation, molecular function: protein binding; histone H3K27me2/H3K27me3 demethylase activity; chromatin DNA binding.